AUGUGUACUUCUUACGCAUCGCGCUGCUUUGCGAUUCCCGAAGUGUCCACUGCACAAGUGAGAGGGAACAAACAAAAGAGAGGCGGAGUGAGAACGUUUGGUCCACCUGCAAAUCCAUCUUAAGCUAUGCCCACUGCCCAUUCCAGCUGCCUGGCUAAGCUGCUCUCCACAGGUGGUGCCCCUGAGCAGAAUACAUUGGUGGGCUUUGAAAGCACUCGUGUGACUGUCCAAGGUCAGAAGUCAACAUCUCCCAGCGCGACAGCGAGCACGCCUUCGGUACUACAGCAGGUUUCAUUGCAAGUACAGCAAGGAAACAGCUGCCAUGGAGCACUACUAGUAUUGCACAACCAUUUCGGCCCAGAAACGCAGUCGAACCUCAAAAAGCUCACCGUUGAUGACACGACAUACACGAGCACAGCACUUCUCACCCUCAAAACUGAAAAACUGUCCCCUGUCCAUUUUUAUGGCACAGACAGAAGCAUUUUAACAGAAAAAAAAUCCUCUAAUCCAGAUUUACCAUAUUCAGACUCUUUUGAAGUUGGAAUGAUAGAAUCAAGCAAACAAACAGAGACCAGAAGGAUAACCCACGUCCCAGCUGAACAGAAGAGGCGUUUCAACAUCAAACUAGGAUUUAACACUUUACAUGACCUCGUGGCAACACUCAGCUAUCAACCAAGCAUCAAGAUCGGCAACGCGACCCCACUGCAGAAGGCCGCAGAUAAAAUACAACAGGAGAGGGCUCUGCAGCAUGGGGAGGCCCAAAGACUCCAACAUGAGAUUCAGCCAUUGAACAAUGCCAUCAAUAGAUGCCAACAACAGCUAACCGAAACAGGCGCGCCCAUCACACGUCAUUGAUUUGACCAGAUAAGGCAAAAGUUCCGUAUGUCCAGGCGCAGACUCUGGGAGUUUGGGAUUUUCAUCCUCCUCAUCAAGCAACUAUUUGAGCUCGAUAAUGGAAUGGUGUCUACUGCAAGUGUGGAACAGCUAUGCCAAUCCACUUUACCCUGGUGACACUGCUCACUGCCUUCUCUAAGACCCAUGGUCCUGAGUUCACUCUGUCUCCUGAGCACCAUAAUUUCCAUUCUAAUUGACCCGAGGCUACUGCCUAAGCAGGUCAAUCUUGCUGUUACCCGGGUUAACCCCUCUACCACCUCAGACCAUGCCAUACUGCACCCCGCUCAAGACAAUUUAUACAAUAUGUGA
This is a messenger RNA of Nerophis lumbriciformis (worm pipefish), 1203 nucleotides long. The record is from RefSeq and is a predicted model, not a curated record. NCBI's taxonomy places the organism in Eukaryota, Metazoa, Chordata, Actinopteri, Syngnathiformes, Syngnathidae.